AUGUUUCGUCUUAUUGUCAAGAAACUCCCACCAGAGAACGAACCCGAGCGUUACGAAUGGCUAGAGACGAGCUAUUUCUCUUUAUGGACAGAUAAUGGUAAUCUACUCAUCUGCUUCAACAGUCCAGAGUACUUUGCAAAGCAGUUCGUAGCUACUCUGAACGCUCGUUCCAGCUACACGAGCGAAACUCUCGAUAAGCCAUAUGCAUUCCACGUCAUUUUGAUGGACUCUCUGGUUUCCAUCUACGAUCAAAGCAUCUGGGACUUGUCCAAGAGGAUCCGUGACAUAGAGNAAGGUACCUACUUCCGAGUGGCUCAUGGCGUUUCCAAGGCACUGACUGUAAUUGUCUAUGAUGCAAAGAACCGCAAGCACAUAAUAGACAAAGGGUUUCCUGGAUUGCACGAAGUAGCCCGUCACGCAGCUCACGCCACGGAAACCGCACAGGUGGCCGGCACUGUAAUUGAGCGUAUGGUGUCUGAAUGCGAGGCCCUGGCACAAAGACAGAAUGACGAUGAUGCGGAGCAGGCAAUGUAUGAACGACUCGAGGCUUUGAGAAUGUACCACAGCAUGAUGCUUGGAAUUGCGGCUCGCUCCACCUCGAACGAGAAGAGACUAAGCAACGAAAUCAACNUUGACAACAAUGUCAAUCUCGAAAUUGCGCGCGCCACCAAAGCUGACAGCGUGGCCAUGAAGACUAUCGCAAUUGUCACAUUGACUUUUCUGCCUGCAACCUAUGUUUCCGCAUUGUUGGGCAUGAAUCUCUUCAGCUACAGCCCAGACGCUAAUGGCGGCCACAUAAACUAUUCUCCGGACCUCUGGCUCUACUUUGUCAUCUCUAUACUGCUGACAGCCGCAGUUUUGACUACAUGGUGGGUAUGGCAGAGACGUGUGGAAAUGGUCAAGAGCUCAGAGAAUCAGACUGAGGAGGCUGCCAAGAGUGCUGGCACUGGAGCAUCGUCUUCAAGAUCUAAAUAG
Aureobasidium musti is the source of this 975-nucleotide messenger RNA. NCBI's taxonomy places the organism in Eukaryota, Fungi, Ascomycota, Dothideomycetes, Dothideales, Saccotheciaceae. The record is from the annotation of a GenBank genome assembly.